This is a messenger RNA of Prunus armeniaca (apricot), 2151 nucleotides long. NCBI's taxonomy places the organism in Eukaryota, Viridiplantae, Streptophyta, Magnoliopsida, Rosales, Rosaceae. The record is from the annotation of a GenBank genome assembly.
AUGAAGGGAGACCCCUCUAAAAGAGACACCAGUAAAUACUGUGCAUUCCACGGGGAGCACGGUCAUUACACCAACAACUGCAACGCUUGGAAAAGGCACUUUGAAGAGCUGAUCAGAGAGGGCCAUUGCACAGAGUUCGUUGCAAAGAAGGCUAUCCAGCAGAUCGAGGAUCGUGAUGCAGCUGCCAAGGAACCUCCCCAAAAGUUCAUUCGAAUCAACACCAUUCUAGCCGACUCCCAAGAGUCCGGGCUGACCACCAAGGAGCGCAAGAGAAAGAUCGCUCAGGCAACUUAUGUCUCUCAAGUCACAACGGGAGUACCAGCCAUUGUGGAUACACCCAUCAUCGGCUUCCAGAAGAAGGACUUGAUCGAGCUUGACCUGCCACAUAAUGACGCCCUAGUCAUCUGCAUCCAAAUUGAACAAGCUGUGAUCGAGCGAGUUCAUGUAGAUGAGGGCAGCGCAGCCAACAUCCUGCAACUAUCUGUUAUCCAACAGAUAAGGUUCGAGCCCAAGAUUAGCAAACUUGCCAAAUCGCUCACCGGCUUCAAUAGGGCCACAUCAAUCACUGUUGUAACGAUCGAGCUAGAUGUCCACUCAUCCCCAGUGGUCUGCUCGCAAACCUUCAUGGUCAUCGACAAGGUUUCCCCCUACAACAGAAUCUUGGGCCGAUCGUGGAUCAGCAAGAUCGAGGCCAUCACAUCUGCUCUACAUCAGAAGAUCCGCUAUCCCAUCCCUGGGGGCGGGAUCGGGCAGAUCAACAGUGACCAAGCUAUGGCAAGGAGAUGCAUAGCCCAAGGGUUCAAAAAGAGCAAGCAGCUGCAGUUCACACUAGUAAUGCAAGCUGCCAACAAGGCAGGAAGCGCUCUUAGUAGACAAGCAAACCCGAAAGGGAAGGAAGAUCGAGACGAGGGAAUCCGCCCGGAAGGCUCACUUGAAGAAGGUUGGAAGCCUGAGGAAGACGUUGAGUUAGUACCCCCCGAUCCUGAUCAGCCAGAGAAGGAAGCGCAGAUCGGCUCUUGCCAGAAUUCAAACAAGAAGGAUCGAGAUGAGGGAAUUCGCCAGGAAGGCUCCCUUGAAGAAGGUUGGAAGCCUGAGGAAGACGUUGAGUUAGUACCCCCCGAUCCUGAUCAGCCAGAUAAGGAAGCGCAGAUCGGCUCGCGCCAGAAUUCAAACAAGAAGGAUCGAGAUAAGGGAAUCUGCCCGGAAGGCUCUCUUGAAGAAGGUUGGGAGCCUGAGGAAGACGUUGAGUUAGUACCCCUCGAUCCUCACCAGUCAGACAAGAAAGCGCGGAUCGACUCGCGUCUAAGCCCAGACGAGAAGAUAGAGCUGACCAUCUUCCUCCAGAACAACAAAGACAUGUUCGCGUGGUCACUAUCUGACAUGCCCGGCAUCGACCCAAACAUCAUCUGCCAUCGGCUCCAUGUCAACCCUGCUAGCAAGCCCGUGGUGCAGAAGAGACGCAACUUUGCUCCUGCGCGGGUCGCGAUCAUUGAAGCCGUGAUCGACAAGCUCCUAGCUGCCGAUUUCAUUGAGGAGGGAAAAUGGAGAGUUUGUGUCGAUUACACCAACCUCAACAAAGCAUGCCCUAAAGACAACUUCCCAUUGCCGAGAAUCGACCAGCUCGUGGAUUCAACUUCCGGCAACCAGCUGCUCAGCUUCAUGGAUGAUUACUCAGGCUAUAAUCAAAUUAUGAUGUACGAUGAUGACAAGGCGAAUACCUCUUUCAUCAUCGAAAGAGGGACCUACUUCUACAAGGUCAUGCCUUUUGGGCUGAAGAACGCUGGAGCAACCUACCAAAGGCUCGUGAAUAAAAUUUUAAAGGAGCAGAUCGGCAGAACUAUGGAGGUGUACGUGGACGAUAUGCUGGUUAAAGCCCCCAAGCGGGCAGACCAUCUCAAAAACCUCACCGAGGGGUUCAGCCUGCUACGCCAAUAUCGCAUGAAGCUGAAUCCAAGUAAAUGCACGUUCGGUGUAUCAUUUGGCUGGUUCCUGGGGUACUUAGUGACGCAACGAGAUAUCGAGGCACACCCGUUCCAAAUCAAAGCCAUUCUCGAGAUGAAGUCGCCUUCCACAGUGAAAGAAAUACAAAGCCUGACGGGCAGAGCGGCGGCCCUUAACAGAUUCCUCUCAACAUCUACCGACAAGUGCUGA